Lathyrus sativus (Indian pea) is the source of this 2571-nucleotide messenger RNA. The record is from the annotation of a GenBank genome assembly. Lineage: Eukaryota; Viridiplantae; Streptophyta; Magnoliopsida; Fabales; Fabaceae.
AUGUUAAGCUUCACUUCACAACAAAUUCCCAUUAUUUGGCUUCUGCUACUAUUGCUGCUAUCUACAACAAUAUUUGAAAGGUGCAAUAGCACGCAGUUUGGUAAUUGUAAUGAGAAGGAUCGUUCUGCAUUGCUCAACUUCAAACAUGGUGUGGACAGUCCUUCCUCCAACAGGCUUUCCUCUUGGUCCAUCAAUGAAAAAGACUGUUGUUCAUGGAAAGGAGUUCAAUGUGACAACACCACUGGAAGUGUUACAUCACUUGAUCUUCACCAACAAUACUUGGAAGGUGAAAUCAACUUGCACUCUUUGUUUCAAAUUCAAUCUUUGAAUUACUUGGACUUGAGCUUGAAUGGCUUUACAACUCUAAGUAGUUUCAAUGAUUCAGAUGAUAAUAAUCACAACUUGUCUAAUAUUCAGUACCUAGACUUAUCCUUCAAUGAUGAUCUUCACUUGGAUAACCUUAACUGGCUUUCCAAAUUCUCUUCAUUGAAAUCUCUCAACCUCAGUCAAAUUAACCUUCAAAAUCAAUCAAACUGGUUUCACACCAUGGAUAUGCUGCAUGGAUCACUGUUAGAGCUGAGAUUGUCAAGUUGUCACUUGACCAAUAUCUUUCCAUCCAUUGAGCAUGUGAGUUUUACUAAAUCGCUUGUAACCCUUGAUCUCUCAGCAAACAAUUUUGACUCUGAAUUACCUGCUUGGCUGUUUGAUCUCGCCAGCGAUUCGAAUAUCUCUCAUAUUGACCUUAGCUUCAAUGUUUUACAAGGCCAAAUACCCGAGAGCUUGUUAAGUCUUAGAAAACUUGAAUUUUUAAGGCUGAGUAACAAUGAACUAAAUGGAUCUAUUCCAGAUUGGUUAGGGCAACAUCAAAAUUUAAAAUAUCUUAAUCUAGCCGAGAACUUGUUUCACGGUUCUAUCCCUCCAUCUCUUGGAAAUCUCUCUUCCUUGGUUGAUUUAAGUGUCGGCUCCAAUUUUCUGACGGGUAAUAUUCCACCCACCAUUGGAAAACUCUUUAAUUUGAAGAGUUUGUUCAUUGGUGGAAAUUCAUUGUCAGGUGUUCUAUCUGAAAAACAUUUCUCCAAUCUGUCUAACUUAGAAACACUUGUCUUGAGUGCACCUAUUUCAUUUGAUAUAGAUUCUAAAUGGAUUCCUCCAUUUCAAUUGCAAGGGAUAAGUUUAAGCAAUACAAUUCUAGGUCCUAAGUUUCCAGCAUGGAUAUACACACAAAAGUCACUACAAUAUCUCGAGGUUCCUAACUCUAGAUUAUUAUCCAUAGAUGGAGAUGCAUUUUGGAGAUUUGUAGCUAAUAUUACACAGCUUAACCUCUCUAACAACAACAUAAGUGCAGACUUAUCGAAUGUCACACUAAACUCGGAACUGAUAUUUAUGGAUCACAAUAACUUCAGAGGAGGGCUCCCAUAUAUAUCAGCAAAUGUCAUCUAUUUGGAUUUGUCACACAAUUCUUUCUUUGGAACCAUUUCCCCUCUGUUUUGCCGCAAAAUAGGUAGGGAAAACAGUUUGGAUUAUUUGGACAUUUCGUCCAAUCUUUUAACUGGAAAAAUUCCUGAUUGUUGGGAGUAUUGGAAGGGCUUAUCUUUCCUUUUCAUGGAGAGUAAUAUGGUGACCGGUGAACUUCCUCCAUCCAUGGACUCCUUUAUUGAUCUCAUAAUAUUGGAUUUGCAUAACAACAGCUUGUCUGGUAAUUUUUCAUUGGACCUGUCAAACUUAACAAAUUUGGAAUUCAUUCAUAUUGGAGAAAACAAUUUCUCUGGCACUGUACCGGUGAAGAUGCCUCAUGGUAUGGAAGUGAUGAUAUUAAGAUCCAACCAGUUUGAAGGUAACGUUCCACCAGAGUUGUGCAAUAUCUCUUCACUGAUACAAUUGGAUCUUUCACACAAUAAACUUUCAGGGCCUAUUCCCAAAUGCAUAAAUAAAAUCACUGGCAUGGGCGGAGAAAAGAAAACAAGUCAUUAUCCAUUUGAGUUCAAUUUGUAUGCAAAAGGGCAAGAGUUACAGUAUUUAGACUAUGGAUUGUUGAGAACUCUUGACCUUUCAGGUAACAAGUUAUCAGGUGAAAUUCCCACACAAGUUUUCAGUCUAGUUCAACUCCAGACAUUGAACUUGUCUCGAAAUCAUUUCACAGGAAAGAUAGCAAAAGAGGUUGGAGACAUGAAAAACUUGGAAUCUCUUGAUCUGUCCAACAAUGAACUUAUUGGAGAAAUUCCUGCGACCAUUUCAACUUUAUCUUUCUUGAGCUUCUUGAAUCUGUCAAACAAUAACCUUGUUGGACAAAUCCCAGUUGGCACCCAGCUUCUAACUUUUGAUGUUUCCUGCUAUGAUGGGAAUCCAGGACUCUGUGGAGCUCCCCUACCAUUAUGUUCCAACGAGCCAAACCCACCUGGAGAACACAAUGAUAUUGACAAGGAGAAUUCUUUUACUCAAUCACUCUACUUUGGAAUGGGUGUGGGAUUUGCCGUUGGUUUAUGGAGCAUUUUUGGUUCUCUAUACCUCAACAGGGCUUGGAGGCACACUUAUUUUCGGUUCAUUAAUCAUGUUUUGGGGUCUCCCGGCUGA